GCUAGGGGGUGGUGCUCACAGCUCAUCAGGCUGCAGCUCCCCAUCUGAUGGAGCAGAGAGAAGACCCAUAUUACACACGGCACCCCUGGACCUGAUAGCUUGCCCGGGAUUUCGGGGAUCCUCUCUCCACACACACUAGUUGCCGGGUUUUUUUCUGCUCCUAUCUCACAAUUUGUCGCCACUGCUGUCACACUCAGACCUUGUGUAUCCACCCCGGUGUUCUUUCACACCUCCAUGGACCCUGUGAUUCCAUCUAAUUCUCAGGUCAGUGCAUUCCAUCAUACCUCCUGGGGUCACACCUAAUCAGUGCCAUUCUCUCAUUCAGCCCGGUGCCAAAACCCACAUCUUGCAUGAGUUGGUUAGCUCUAAAAAUACACACAUGCACACCCACCCACACACCCCCUCCCAUUCUUCCAUAACCUGGCACCUCUGCAUGCCAUCCAUACUGCCUGAGAUCUUCACAUUUCCUCCAUUAAAUCAUCAGUCUGGUCAGAAGGCGGGUCAUGAUAAGUUUUUUUGCAAUACCCAGGAAUAAUAUAUUUAUAUAUGUGCCUUUUAAGACCCAAGUCCAGACAUAAACCCCUUUUAUUUGCACUCUGUUUGUUUUCCUAAUUACCUACCAAACCUUAUUAUAUCUGCUUUCCCUGCUCUUGGGUCUGAAAUAAAUGAAUUCCUAUUUUCUUAAACCUUUUUACUUACUUGCCGUCAAAUCCCCCAAUAUUCCAAAGCAACCAUUAUGAUAAAAUCCCUUUAUGACUAAUUAUAUGUCAGAUCUGAAUUAUAACAUUAAUAUGAAUAUAUUUGAUAAAUAACCUCCUAAUAUUGUGGAUUAUUUCGUUUUUGCAAUAGUUUUUUGUUUUGCUGAAUUCAACUUGGACUUGAGUCUGGAAACCACUUAACUACCCUGGUUCAUGCAAAAUGACCAGGCCUGCCAGCUUGCUAACUACUCAUAUGUCCUCCUUUACACCUUAUUAAUAUUCUCUCCCAUGUUUUCAUUUAUUUUAACAACCGCAAGGGGAUUAAAACAUUUUACCAUUUUUUCCAGAAGUAGUUAUACUUCUUACAACAUUGGGUACCACAAGUUUCAUCUUUGUGCAUCAUCUUCAGUGCUUAUCACUCUCACCAGCCCCUGCCAUCGUAUCCUCAUUUCUUUCACUGAUCAUCUAAGCCCUCCGCCACCCUGCCCCCUCCACUAUCACCAAUACCUGUGGCUUCCUCUUGUCCCCCAUCCCCGGCUACCUCCUCCUCUUCCACCUUGGGGAUGACGGCCGGGGAGUUCACUCAUGGGGGACCAGGAAGGCUACAGCACAGGGGCCCUGGAUGUGCUCUCCGGGGCUGUUAUAAAGCUCUGUCUGUGACUCUGUUGCUAGCGCAAGGAGCAUUGCUUGACCUUUACUUAAUUGCUGGCACUGACCUGUACUGGUGCUCCUGGAUUGCCACAGACCUUGUUGUGGUAGCUGGCUGGGGAAUAUUUUACUUCAAGAACAGCAAGGGCCAGAAAACUAGUCACGGGCCCAUUACCUCCACAGGCUAUGGUCAAGUACAGCGACAUAAGAAAGGGCAAUUCGCUUACAGUCACCUGGCCUGGCUUAUCUAUGCCAUUGCUUUUACCCCAAAAGUAGCUCUCAUACUUUGUACACCCAUAGUAGAUCAGAUUGAAGCUGGAGUACCCCUGGGAAACACAGGGUUUAGACUCACAGUCUCCCUCUCUGUGCCUCUCCUUUGGGCACUUGUCCGUUCACUCAGUAUUGACCCCAGAGGAUGGAUGCAUCAAAGGGCCACUGGCUACUUCCUUGCUUCUUGUUUGGAUCUACUUGAUAGCUAUGCACUUUUGGAGUCCAUGCUGGAAGGAAAACUUCCCCUUACCCCAUUAUUUCGAUACCCACUUCUGGCUGUAUACUUUGUGGCUUUGGUCUCCCCUGUACUGUGGCUUUCUGAAUUGAACUCUGGGUCCCCAGCAGGUUGCUGCCGCAUCUUCCUGAAGCUUCUUUCUGGUUCUCUGGUAGAUGGUCCUCUUCUAGCUGUACGCUGUUUCUUAAUGUUAGGUCCGGCUAGUCAACCAGUCUCUAUCUUCAUGUUGAAGAAUAUAUUUUUCUUGAGCUGUCGUUGGCUUGAAGGGCUUGAACUUUGUUGUCUCCUAAGAGUACCAGGUCCAGACCACGCUGACCGACCACCAGGGCAAUUUAGCCACUGUGUAUCUGAGAAUGACAUGGGUCCUCAUGCCUAUGUCAAUACUCUAGCAGUAACCUCACAGAACUGAACUUUACAACACGUCUACCAUCUAUGUAUUUUCCCUGUAAAUAUGUGGUUGCAUGAAACCUCUGCUACAUAUUCUUCUACCCCUAAAUUCAUUUUUAUUUAGUUUACACAAGCAAACCGUCCCUCCGGUCUAAGAGAAAGCUUAAAUAUUUUCAAUGAACUGUCCCAAUUUUCUACAAGCAGAAAACAAAGAUGGCUGCUGAAUUGUCUUGGUUAAGAGACUUUCCUGAUUUAAACUAAUUCCCUUGCACAAUAACUGUUCUAAGUUAAUUUUAAAGUUUCAGUAUCUCAACAACCCAGGUGUCUAUGUAGUAUGAAGUUAUGGGAUUUCCAGAGAUUUUUUUUCUUUAAGGUAAUAUUCCUACUCUAUGUUACCAUUUCAUGCCUUGGUUGAAGUAGAGUUCUGCACCACAACAUCAGGCUGAUACAUUAUCACAACGAAGAGAACAGCUGGGAACUGUGCAUCUCUUGAUAACUCUCCUGUGCCUCAUUAUCAACUCAAACUGCCAAGUCGUCAAAGACAGAGUAAGUUCAGAGUUCUCUUUAAUAAGUUUACUUAGGCUUAUUUGGCAUUGUAUCAACUGACUUAAAGGGAAGGUACAACUACCAUGAACUUAACAGAGCACUGUAAUGGUUAUGUUGCCAGGAUCGCCCUUGCGACCCCUCAUUGUAAGUAGCCAAACCGUUUUAGAGGCCUGCUGGGUGCUUCCCCUCACCUUCCUGCAGGAAGAAGUGAGAGCCAAAAGCUCCUGAAAGAGCUUCAUAUAGCUCUCCUAGGAGCUAAGUGCAGUGCAAGGCUAGCUAAGUGGCUGAAAGCAUCAGCUGAUUACACUUGGCUAAUGAGUUAAUCCCUGCACUGCCAGACUCUGCUCAAAUAUAGUUUUCUACAAUGAUUUGACUAUUUAGAAUAGACAGUUUCCAUGGGCACUCCUGGUCCAUAACGGAUGCUUGGUGGAUUCUUUUAACAUAUUUCCAGGUAUAGGGAAGGUAAGUAAUUGCUUUACUUUGAAAAAAAUCAACCUCUGUGUCUAUGUGUUUUGUGCAACUUCACUUUAUCAAGUCUUCUUAAAAGACUUGGAUACAUAAACAUAAUAUUAGCAAUGCUGGUAUGUCCCCUUUAAUUAAUGUUUUAUCACUUUCAGGUUUCUGAGAGCAAAUUAGUUGCUAUUGGAAAUUAAAUAUUGAUUAUUUACUUCCCAUAUUACACACACAUACAUAUAUAUAUAUAGCUUUGAAAGCUUGAUUUUUAGUUAGUUAUUUAUUAAUUUUUUCCGAAAGAAGGUGAUUUAGUUGGAGAAGGUUUUUUGCUGUUGGCACAUACUUGUCUUUAAAACUGGAACACAAACCGGGCCUUUAUUAUGCGUGGGAAGCAGUAUCUUGUGUUGAUGAAUUAAACUUUGGGGGGCACAGAUGGCUUGUAGGAGGCUGGUAUCCCACUGUUCGCAUUCUUCUUGUUUUUUACAUUUAAUAUCAAGGAAACAUAUUAUGUUGUUUAGAAAUAAUCCCUGCGCUCAAACUCACGCUACUCUUGGACAGGAGAAAUUGCAAUCAUUUUCAUCAGCCCAAAUCUAUAAAUAAAACUGAAAGAAAUAAUACUGUGCACUAUACCAAAUCUCUGCUUUUGUAUUACACACAGCCACGUUCUACCACCACUCCACAAAUGCCCUGUUAAGCGCUAGGUUUUUAGAUAUUUUUAAAAUACCCCUUUCUCUCUCAUUAGAUAUUUUGCCGUUUAGUUGAAAGCAGCAAAGUGAAUUAUGUAGUGUUAACUGACUGUCAUUCUUCUAAUUAUUAUUAUUCAUAUUUAUAAAGUGCCAACAAGUUUUGCAGCGCUGUACAAUGGGUGGACUAACAGACACAUAUUUGUAACCAGACCAGUUGGAUGCACAGGAACAGAGGAAUUGAGGGCUAUUCACUUUGGCCAAUGGCGCUGCCGAAUCUUGACUUAUAUGUCCAGCAUUAGAAUGUUUUAUCUAUGUAUGUGCAGUGUUUCUUACUGAAAUUUCAAAGCACCAUGCCACUGAAAAUCACAGAAGUGGUUAUGGUGCUUGGAGUAACCAUUUAAAUGUUUUAAGCUGGGAUUUAUGUAUCAUGUAGUCUAGCUUCAGCUGUACAGCCUGGGGGUGUGAUGUCACUUCUCACACUAUCCAGGGAAACAUACAGGACAUUCACUAACAAGGUUAAAGAUAAAGCUAAAGUGAGAAGUGAAUUCAAAAUGGAUUUCAAGUUUAAAGCCAAAAUAGACAAACUGGACACAGAAUAUAAUGUUUUGGUUUUGGCUAUUUUGGCCUAAUUUCUGAAAUUCUAUUUAAAUUCCUUUCGAUUAUCACGUGUUAAAUCUUAAUUGUAGAAAAUUGCAAUUUCUAAUAAUAAUAAAGGAGCACUAUAGGGUCAGAAACGCUAGGGUCAGGAACACAAACAUAUAUUCCUGACCCUAUAGUGUUAAAACCACCAUCUAACCCCUCUGCCCCCCCUUGCUCUCCCUAAAUUUAGUAAAAUCUUACUUGUGUUUAACUCUGCAGCUGCUGGCUCUGCCCCUGAUCUGCCUGUUUGGCUGCCAUCAUCAGAAGUGAUUCUGUGAGCCAAUCACAAUACUUUCCCAUAGGAUUGGCUGAGACUGUCAAGGAGCUGAGCUGAGCCAGUGAGCUGUAGUGGUUAUUGUGCCUGGAUUAUUUCUAUAAAUAACCAUGUGCCCCUCCCGAGAUUGGGUUCUGGAUCAGCCCCUGGGUUAGGGAGCAGGGCUGUAAUAGAGGAAAAGGGCUGCAAAUGGGAAUGUAGGAACUGCAGUGGAUGGGAUUGGGGCUGUAGUAGCAUCCUUCCAUCCAUGUCACCCCCAAUUCCAUCCAUGUCUCUUUCCCAUGUCUCACUCCACCCAUGCCGUCCAUGUCUCUCUCUCCCCCCAUUCCACUCAUGUCUUUCCCAGAUGUCUCCCUCCCCCUUACAUCCAUGUCUCUCCCCCCUUCCAUCUGUCUCCCUCCCCCUUCCCUUCAUGUCUCUCCCCAUGUCUCCCUCCCCCUUCUAUCCCUGUCUCUCCCCCCCACUUUUAUCCAUGUCUCUUUACCUUCCCUUUUAUCCAUGUCUCCCUCCCCCACUUCUAACCAUAUCUCCCCCCCAUGUCUUCAUUCACAAACAGCUAAGGGUAGCGCCAGCUCGUUACUGUCACAUACAGAUUGGAACCCACUCCCUGCUCUUUUACCUGUUAUGGCAGAGAAGGGGCUCCUUUAAGUCUGGUGGCGCGCUGUUUCGACUGAGCGCUGGGUAGUCAUGUGACUAUUGAACUCUCUCGCUCUCAAAAUAAAAAAUUGAUUACCAUGAUUUUACAUAGAAUCCAGGGGGCAUUUAUUAAAAUACGGAAUAUUCCCGAAGUGCCCUGGAGAGUUGAGAUGUCUGCAAUCAUGUUCACAUCACUACACCCAUAAGCACACGCCUCAAACUAUACACUAUAUUACUGCUCUUUUUGCUGUAACUUAUCUGAUGAGUGCAGGUGGAGAGUGUUUAAAAACAGCCUUCCUCCAUUACUCACAGACCUACAACAAGAUAUGAAGCGCUGGGCCCCUCAAUAUAUAUCCUGGUUCGGACGCAUAAAUGCCAUUAAAAUGAAUGUCAUGCCCCGUAUAUUGUACCUGUUUCAAACGAUCCCGGUCACGGCCCCGCGGAACUUCUUCCAAACGUUGUCGUCCGCCUUUAAGCAGUUCGUAUGGAACCAGAAACCCGCCCACAUACGGCAAUCGAUCCUGGAGCGCCCUAGAUGUGAGGGAGGCAUGGGCUUGCCUUCAGUCCUCACUUACUACCGGGCUACACAUCUGUCUCGGUUUGUGGAUUGGCAUGCAGCCCCUAGCGGGAAACAGUGGGUAGACAUGGAAAAGCAAAAGGCGGGGGGAGGUAAAAUCCCGUUCCAGUUGUGGCUAGGGGAUGCCACGUUUCGGGAACUUCGAACGGGCAACCCGUUGGUGGAUGCAACUCUGAAGGUAUGGUGCGGCAUCCGGUACUCUCAACAACUAACGUCAUCGCCGAAUCCACUUAUGCCCGUGACGCAUAACCCGAGACUUGCGGGGGGACUCUCCCCGGGGGAUCUGAGGAACUUUGGGGCCACGGAUUGGACAUAUCUGCAUCAAUGGUGUAAUGGACCGAUCCUUAAACCGCUGGCCGAUCUACUCCAAGACCGCGGACCCAGCGUCCUGGACAACUUUCGGUACCACCAGCUUACAACCUAUGUAACCUCGUUGGCUGGGAAGGCUCACCUUCACCGCCCACUGACCCACUUCGAACAACUUUGUGUCGCCAGACAGCAUCUCAUACAUGGCAUAUCGCAACUAUACUCCAUGCUGCAGAGUGGUGGGGACCAGUGCCCCUUAGGUUUCACGGUACGGUGGGAAACGGAAGCAGGGGUCGAGCUAUCUACUUCAGAAUGGCAAAAGAUCUUCCAAUUGACGCACAGGGGGACCAUCUGUUCCAAAUUCCAGGAGUGCAACUACAAGAUACUGUCGCGUUGGCAUAGAACCCCGGACAUCCUUCGUCAUGUCCAUGAGUCCAUCUCAGGGGAGUGCUGGAGGUGUGGAGAUGCGGAUGGUUCUGGGAUCCAUAUCUGGUGGUCGUGCUCUCGCAUUGAACCUUUCUGGCGAGCGAUACACCAAGGGAUCAAAGACGUUACUGGGACGGACGUCCCUUUCCAGCCGCUGCCGAUGCUACUGAACCACACGAGCAUGCCAAUUACCGCCUACAAAAAGGGUCUGGUGAUACACCUUCUAACGGCAGCAAAAUCUCUCAUCCCCACAUUGUGGAGAAGCCAGGUAGCCCCUUCAUUCCGCCAAUGGAUAGAGAGGGUGGAAAUGAUUUACAAUAUGGAAUUGAUGACUGCGUCUCUGCAGGGACGCUCUGAUAAAUGUGCCUUGACAUGGUUUCCAUGGAUGGAGUAUACGGCCAGGGGGGCCGCGGGGGAUGCCCGGACCGGGGAUGGUGUUGCACCCGCACCGGCACAGCUCUCCCCAUCCACAACGAUUUGACUGAGACCCGUGGUACCUUUCAGCUGGGUGGGGGGUGCAUUUCCCUAUCCUUAUGACUACGACCUCCCUUCCCGAUCCCCUCCACACUUCCCAGACGGAUGACAAAUGGACGCUUAUACUAGAGAGUAGGCCCACAAGUUCACUUAUCCACUUGCCAAGAGCGUGGUAGUAGAUGCAACAGGUAGUUUAGAAUUCCCACCUCACGAGGUAGCAUGUAUAGCCGCGCUCCCCACGUCCCACUUUUCGCAUCUGUUCCAGGUGUUCCCUGGUAGUCUCAGUAAGGGGGCCUUGGUUGUCGCUCAGAUAUCUGUGUUGUCUAAGUUCUAGUUCUAUAUAUCUGUGUGGACACUGUCAAAUAUCCGACUGUACUGGCGGCUUACGUGGAAUAUUGUGUCUUUUCUUCCUUGCCUGUGUAAAGGUUGCUAAACUUGUUUGAAUUUGUGUGUUGUUCUAAACGUGCUGUAUUAAAUAAAUGGAAAAAUAAAGAAUGUCAAAAAAAAAAAAAACAGCCUUCCUACCCCCACCCCAAGAAAAAAUAUAAAAUCCCCCAGUCACUAUACUGUCUACUCCUUAUGUGCCGUUGCAAAGGAUGUGGAGUCUAACCCUGGUCUCCAGUUGAUUUCAAUUCUAGUCUCCCUGCCAAAAAAGGCCUCUCCUUUGUGCACUGCAACAUCCACAGAUUGCUCCCUAGACUGCAUGCACUACAAGCCUGGUGUUCCCAUUACAAAACAAAAAUCAUUGUGCUCUCAGAAUCAUGGUUUACAACAAAAAUACCUGACUCCGCCAGAGCAUAUUCACAGAACAAAGAGAGGCGGAGGCAUGUUGACAAGUCCAUAAAGUCCACCCCUUAAAAAAAAAAAAAAAAAAAGCAUAGCCACCUUUGAUUUCCUUUCUGGUACAUUUGAGAUCCCUUUCAGUAAAACUAUCACUGUUGCUGGAAUCUACCACCCACCUAGCUCUCUGAUGCAUUCCCUUUCUGACAUAACCCAACUUCUUAGUAGCUUAAAGGGACACUAUAGUCACCUGAACAACUUUAGCUUAAUGAAGCAGUUUAGGUGUAUAGAACAUGCCCCUGCAGCCUCACUGCCAUUUAGGAGUUAAAUCCCUUUGUUUAUGAACCCUAGUCACACCUCCCUUCAUGUGACUUGCACAGCCUUCCAUAAACACUUCCUGUAAAGAGAGCCCUAUUAGGCUUUCUUUAUUACAAGUUCUGUUUAAUUUAGAUUUUCUUAUCCCCUGCUAUGUUAAUAGCUUGCUAGACCCUGCAAGAGCCUCCUUGAUGUGAUUAAAGUUCAAUUUAGAGAUUGAGAUACAAUUAUUUAAGGUAAAUUACAUCUGUUUGAAAGUGAAGCCAGUUUUUUUUUUUCUUGCAGGCUCUGUCAAUCAUAGCCAGGGGAGGUGUGGCUAGGGCUGCAUAAACAGAAACAAAGUGAUUUAACUCCUAAAUAACAGUGAAUAGAGCAGUGAAAUUGCAGGGGAAUGAUCUAUACACUAAAACUGCUUUAUUUAGCUAAAGUAAUUUAGGUGACUACAGUGUUCCUUUAAAAGUGAACUUUUGGUUUUUGGAGAUUUUAAUGUUGAUUGGCUGCAUCCUAAAAAUAAUAAAUCAUGUUCGCUGUGUAAGACUUUGCAGCUAACACAAUUAAUUUCCUCUCCAACUCAUAUUAAUAUGAAAAGCUCUAACCAUACCCACCAUACCCGCUAGAUUAGAUUUUCUUGUUCUGAUAGAAUCCAGGAGGUGGGUGUUCUCCCCAACAGUUUCAGUGACCACUGUCUACUCUAGUGUACUGCAUAUGAUAAAUAAAGGCCACUAAAUCCCCUCCCAAGGUUAUAAUCGCUAGGUCUUUCAAGAAAUGUAAUUUUGAAUACUUUCUAAACGAUCUGAAGAACCUACCAUGACACAGAUUAUGUCUAAUCAUAUAGAGAAAUUCAAUUUUAAACCUGCGCCUAUUAGUGUCCUUAAUAAAUAUCUUAAUAAUCUAAAAAUGAAAAACCAGUGUGGACCAGAUCAAAUCCCAGCAAUGUUGCUGAUGCUUAAUGCGCCAGCAAUUACUAAGCCUGUCACUACCCUUAACAACGAAUCCCUGGUGUUAGGAUACAUACCCAAACUUUGGAAGACUGCAAGAGUAGUACCAAUCCAUAAACGUGGUGACAAUACUUUGGUAUCUAAAUAUUGUCCAAUGUCAUUGCUUCCAGUAUUGUCAAAAAUGUGUUCACACGCAGCUAAGUGAGUAUUAUCAAGAAUCCUACUAUAUGACCCCUGAUCAAUUAGGCUCUUGUCCAAAUCACUCAACUACAACUGCCCUUUCAUAAGUUUGCAAUGACAUCCAAACUGGCAUGGAACAAUUAAACUUAACUGGAACUAUUUUCCUUGAUUUUGCCAAGGCCUCUGAGUUUUUAAGUUUUUUGCAAAAGACUGUCAUGUUCUACUGUGUGUAGACCAUGGCAGUCUUUUGUAGAAAACAUAAAAACUCAGGUAUUGGUGAUGGUCGCGAACAUGGGUUCGAUCUUAUGUAUCAGAUCGGUCUCAACAUGUGUCCUUUUCUGAUAGUACCUAAAUUACAUAAAUUAAAAAAAAAACAAUUAUGUAUCAGAAAUUCAAAUUCAAAUAGCACACUGACCGCAGUCUGUUUGUUCAAAUAUCUAGGUAUGUUGCUAGACCCAAUCCUUUUGCCUUCACAUUGAAAAUCUUUGUCCAAAACUAACUGCCCUGUACAGAAACAAAUCCUGCCUAAGCCCUGCAGUAAGGAAACAGACGGUGCAAUAAAUGCUAAUGCCAGUCAUUGAUUAUGGGGAUGUAGUGUAUGCACCUGCGCUGUCAACCCACCUUCGUAAAAUUAAUAUGUUGCAUAACUCAUUAUGCUGCUUUCUACCACAAUGUAGUUACAUGACCCACCAUUGUGACAUGAUAAAAAAAACUAAACUAGCUAUCGCUGGAAUCCAGAUGCACCCUUCAUCUUUCCAGCCUUGUGUUUAAGAGCUUUUAUAGGGAAGCUCCUGCCCUACCUGAGUAGAAUGCUGUUCCCACCUCCUAUGACCUCCGAUCCAAUACCAACACUGUAUUUAGAAUACCGCAGGGCUUGACAAAUUUGCUUUGAAUUUGCUUUGGAGCACGGUAAAAAACUUUGGAGCUGUUUUUUUUUCAAAUUACAAAAAUACAAUUCUUAUAGGAACACUAUAGUUACCAGAACCACUAUAGUGCAGGCUUUUCAACAGACACCGAUAGACAUGUACACGCACUCACUGACUGACCUACAUUCUCUUACACACUAACAAAAUAUUAUUUUUUUAUUAUUAUUUGAUACAGACAAAUAUACAUACAGACAGAUAUACACACACAUACAGAAAAAAACCAAACAUAUUUUAGCCACCCUCCUGUUUCCUACCUUGUGAGCACAUGAGGAUGGCUUUCUUGGGAACCAGUGGGACUAGACAGCAGCAGGUUACAGUGGGGCUGGAUGCGGCUGAUGGGAAUGGGCUGCCACUGGUCCAGAUUCCCUCUCCUGUCUCUUUAUCACCAGGCAGCUUUCUGUGCGCCAGGAGAAAGUGAAGGGUACUAAACUAAUUUCUCCUGGAAUGAAGGUGGGCGUACAAGUGAGCGGGCGGCUCUACAGAAUGGGGUUUGCGGGCAGCAAGCAAAGAUAUCUUAACCCGGUGCUCUGCAAGCUUGCCAUUCCCCUGUUACCUUCACUUCCUCCAAGCGCGCAAAGGUGAGAGACAGGAGAAGAAGGGAACGGACUGACAAAUCCCAGGCCCUGGUAAAAAACAAUAAAAAAAAUAAAGUGAGCUCGAUCCUCAUUUUCCUACAGAGCACUGCAAUAAUAGAAUAACCCCAUGGACACAGUCAAAUCUUCCUCCACACUAAAAUUCUUUUAAAGAUCUAUGGCAACAUACCUCAAUACAGAAUGCACCUGUAAUCAUGGUUGAUUAUAUUUCUUACCUGUUCUGUGUUAAAUUUAUAUAUGUGUGUGUAUAUAUAUAUAUAUAUAUAUAUAUACAUAUAUAUAUACACAUACACACACACAUAUAUAUAAAUUUAACACAGAACAGGUAAGAAAUAUAAUCAACCAUGAUUACAGGUGCAUUCAGUAUUGAGGUAUGUUGCCAUGUUAAAUAUAUAUAAAUCCAAAGAGGUAGCAGCACUCACGGAACAUAAAAGUUCAAAUCUUUAUUAGGUCAUAUUAAAAGUCACGAUCAACAUUUCAGUCCUCUAUAUGGGACUUUCCUCAGAUCAGGUUGUAUUGAUCCUGAGGAAAGUCCCAUAAAGAGGACUGAAACGUUGAUCGUGACUUUUAAUAUGACCUUAUAAAGAUUUGAACUUUUAUGUUCCGUGAGUGCUGCUACCUCUUUGGAUUUUUGGAUAACCAAGCCCUGGCUGAGCACCCGGCAAACAAGGGAUUCCUACAGCAUGAGUUUUUUGUUUUUCUUUAUAUAUAUAUAUAUAUAUAUAUUGUAUUUAAAAAAAAAAAUGUGUGUGUAAUAUUAUAUUGUACCCUAUUGUAACAAUGCAGUGUGUGGGCCCAGAACAUACUUUAAAAUUAGAGAAAUCUCAAUGUAUCCUUCCUGGUAAAAUAUUGUAUAAAUAAAUAAUCUAUACAUGUAUUUACAGGUAUCUAAAGGACUCAGAACUGUGCCACACAGAGCCUAAUUGCAGUCACAAUGCAGUACAUGUCUCUGGACCUAACAUUCUCGGAAUGUCUUGAUCCAAUUCAAAACAGGUGGGAAUAGAAAACACUCUCUGAAUUGGACCCCUCUGUUUACUCUGCAUGGAAGACUAGCACUGCUUAGGUAAUAAAUAAGAUGAAACCCAAAGACUCAGUGGUGGUGUCACCACGAAGCUUCUACAGCAACAAAACAGAUCGUUACAUCGUUUAUUAAUGUAUCCAACCAGACUCUCCUAUUUCCACACUACUAGAAUACAUAUUUUUUUCCAAUGAGGUAAUUUUAUUAUUGGGUCUCCAUAGUUAAAACAAAUGAAGGCAUCCAUAGUCAUAUAUCAUACCAUUUUAUAAACAAUUUAUAAAUGUUCUAAGAAAUGCAGCAUUAUCUACUUCUCUGUUUAUUUCAUUUUUGCAUAAGGCUCUCAAUUUAUCCCUGUCAAAGCUCAUUCUAGACAUUUAUAUAAGUGCCUAGAAAGGAGAUGGAUUAAGCACAUUAUUUUAUUUCACUGUGGUAAACAUUAUUAUACAUGGGCUUUUUCCUUGAAAGAUAAAAAAAAAUAUAACUAAUUAAGAUUACAUGAACUUAGCUUUGCAGUUUGUUAGUAGGCAGCAGGACCAAAUGAUAUUAUUUAUAAAGUGCCAACAUAAGAUACGGUAAUAAUACACAACAGUGAGUUCAACUACAGCUUAAUGUAACUGUUCUGGUGAGUAUAGUCAUUCCCUUCAGGCUUUUUAUUGCAACCACUGUCUUUUCAGAGAAAAAGCAGUGUUUACAUUACAGCCUAGGGAAAAAUCCAGUGGCUACUCCUCAGAUGGCUGCUAGAGGUGCUUUCUGGGGCAGUGCUGCACACUGUGCAGCACUGCCAUUCCGUGUCUCCACCCUCUGCAUUGAGACACUGAGCUUUCCUCAUAGAGAUGCACUGAUUCAAUGCAUCUCUGUGAGGAGAUGCUGAUUGGCCAGGGUGAUGUUUGGCUCUGUUCCUGGCCUACCUCCUUAGCAAUCUCAGCCAACCCACUUUUUUCCUAUGGGAUACUAUUGUGAUUGGCUCAUGGGUCAUCACUUCUGACAAUGUCAGCCAAGGAGGCAGAUCAGAGGCAGAACCAGUACCAGCAGACUGGAAUACAUGCUACAUUUUACUCUAUUUAGGGGGGCAAGUGGGGGAGGGGGUAUAUGGUGUUUUUAAAACUAUAGGGUCAGAAAUAGUUUUUGUUCCGGAGCUUAUAGUGUUCCUUUAUCAUCAGUGGAAAUUAUUUUAGUAUCCAUAUUGAAGUGGGUAAACAAAUUUAAAAAUAUUCUGAAAAGAGUUUUUAUAUUAUUUGCAUGUACCCAGACUAUAGCAACCAUAGUUGUAAUAACCAUAUGAAGAUACAACAUUUUUUUUCUCAAUGUGGAGGUGGCCAUCUGGACAUUUCAUCACAGUGUUUAACCCUCUUACAACCUAAGAAAGUUAUCAAUUACAAAAUAUUAAAGAAAUUGCUGAUAAUCACAUAUGAUCAACAGCAGCAGUCAAUCAGAACAUAAGCUGUGCUGAUUUGCACACAGAAUUCUCACAUGAUAAGGAGAAGAUGAUGUGUUUGAGUUGCAUGGUGGCACAGAUUGAUCACAAUGCCACAGUGCAAAAUAAUUGAAGACAGGAUUUAUAUGUUAAAUAAUGUUCAAAAAACAAGGUUUGGGUAAAUAGUUUGAUGCUGCCAAGAAGCAUCCUUAUCACUUCUCUAGCUAUUCUGUUACCACAAUGCAAUAAAAUAGACUUUUGGUGUACCUGCAGACUGUGAUAAUUAGAUAGCUUUAUGCACUACUACAAAAAAUACAAGGUUUUUCACUAAAUUGUUAAUUGUCAGAAAGUAAAAUUGAUUUUUUUUUUUUCACUUAGAACAACACAAUCAGUUUGGAAAACGUAGUAAGCUAUAUUUUUCAGUUCAGCUGCAACCCUGGAUGUAAACUACAUCAAAAUGACCUGUUUUUUAACCCCUUAAGGACACAUGACAUGUAUGACAUGUCAUGAUUCCCUUUUAUUCCAGAAGUUUGGUCCUUAAGGGGUUAAAUAAAACAUACACAACAGUCUUACAAUAGGGAAUGUUCAGAGAGCAAUUAAGGCCCCAUGGAAUCCAAGGCAGGUUUUUUGGUUUGGGCCCCCAUUUCAUAAUCACAUAGGGAUGGAUUAUGGGGCCAAAAAAAAUUAGUGGUUCCGGGGUCGCUGUCUAACCCCAGGGCAAUAAAUGAAAAAUCAUCAAAACACUGGGAUUGUUCUGUUUUAUCAGUGUGUGAAUAUCAUGGAAUGUACAUAGGUCUUACUAAACUAUGGAUGGUAUUUGCAAACGUAUAUUCUAGUCUACCUCGGCUGAAUCAUUCAAGCUAGCCACAUUCCAAUAGUCAGUGAAGGGGUUGUUCUCUGUGGUGCUAAUUUCCUCAAACAUUCCAAAGGGAUAUAUUAUAACACAAUGUCAUCUUUUGGACAACAGAAGGUUCUAUGAAAGAUUUCACAUGGAUCAUUUGUGUUUUCUAGUGGCAUGCCUUUUUGGGUGCCAACAAUGCAAUUAGUGGCAGCUAUAUGGGUUUAAAUACAUUACUGAACUGCACACAUUCUAACAAGCUUGUUUUGCAGUCCUAGGGGUUUCUAUAUGUAGACAAGAUGAAAAUAACACGUGCUUAAUAUUAUUUAUAAAGUGCCAGUAUAUUCAGUUGUUCUGUACAAUAUGAGUGGGUAACAAUGGUUCUACAUUAUAUAUUGUAUAAGACCCAAAACAUUUUGAGCAGUAAAGACCGUUCAAAUACAAGACAUUUGCAUUUAAUUAUUUAAUAAUGCGUGAGGUAGGUCAUGCUUUGAAAUUAUAUGUUGCCCAGAUAACUCCCUGUAUCUCCUCGGAUUGGAAAGUUCUGGGUACAGCUCAGGCCACAUAAAUCAUUUUGGAGUGCUGAAUUCUUACUAAAGGAUGCAGGUGAAGUAAGAUCACAACCGUUGACUGGACAGUAGGGUCCAAAUUUCAAACAAUAUUGAAAUGUUCAAGAGAUAUUCACUUUCAAUCACUUCAGUAGGACUUGGCAUGACCAUUGUUGUAGUUAAAGAUGAACUUAAUGAACUGUGUUUGCUGAACAUACCUCAAAGUGCUCAAAAGAUCUGAUGUAACAAUAAUAAAGGGACACUCCUGACCACUAAUGCACUUUAGCUUGGUGAAAAGCGUUAUUUGAAAAGUGUGUCAUAUAUUUUCACUUUUGAAAAAGUGCAGAUUUAAAUAGAAUUUGACACGUUUUUAAGUUUUUUGCAAAAGACUGCCAUGUUCUAGACCAUGGCAGUCUUUUGCAGAAAACGUAAAAACUCAGAUCUUAAUGGUUACACCCCUUGGCUUUUCAAUCAGACAAAAGGUCAUGUUAUUUCCUGGUUUGGUUAGUUUAGUUGCCCUAAACUCAAGAGGCAACAAUGGCCUAUAGCACCUGCCUAGCAAAGACUUCUCAUUGAAUGGCAUUGAGAUGUUUGUGAUUGGACAGCCACAGAAAGUCUGGGAUGCGUUAGGAGGGGAGGGCUUGCAAAGGCAGCAGACAAGAGAACUGCAGUUUCUGCAAGCUGUUUUUAGAUAUAACUCCAAUAAAAAAUGCAUAAUUAAAUACAUGCAUUUAAAUGGUGAUUUUUAUUUAUUUAGUAUUUGUGCAGUGGAGUGUCCCUUUAACUAAAGUUUGGGCUAAGUGGAAACUGCUCGGACUGUAUCAGCAUCUGCUUCAUUAAUAAAAUAGGUGCUGAUGUUAAAUAUAAAGGGCAACUUGGCAUUCUCUUCAUUUGAACCUUAUUUGUCAACAUUCUAUCAGUUUAGUCAAAUCCUAUUCUAUUCAUGCAUGCCUGCAAUUCAUCUGUCAUGAAUGAGUUAAGUAUUUAACACAUAUACCUAUUAUUCCUACACUACAAGCACUGCUGAACUCUGUAGAAUUAAUAUGCUAACUUCAGCAGUUCACCAUAAGCAUUAUGCUGAGUUUAGUAAUAUUUGUUUUGUAACAUUAAUACAGCCUUUAAUACUAUAUGUAAUGUGUUACUUGAUUAAGUUUUUACCGUGGUGCAUCUGAAAAAUGAAAUAUCUUCUGUUAAAGGGCUGUCCUCUGGACAAUUCCCAUUGGUAUAUCUGAUUGUCAAUGCAACAACACACUCAGGAUUUAUCUCACAAACCUGGUAAAAACAAAAAAGGGCUGUACUUCAGGGUUUUUAAUCUACAGUGCACAACCUUACUUACCUUGUAAUAUUUCUAAUUGAACAGUCGUCAUGAUUGGAUUAGGGUACAACAUUAAUGUUUAAUUUACUAAAUACAUCAAUGCAGAGGUAUACAUUGUGCACAGUGCAUGCUUGUAAUGUACUAGUGAAUAAUUAAAGUUUUAUUUUUUAACCGUUAUAAGACAUUAUGUGUAAUAUAGAAGAAAUAACUAUUCUAUUGUGUAAACACCGUUUUUGUUUGGUUCAAGUCCAAUUGCCAAAUAUUAGUCACUAGCACUGGAUUUGUAUAGAACUGCAGCUCUUAUAACCUAUGUCUUUUGCUCUACAAUACUAUAAUGGCUAUCAAAAAAAUGCAUUUAAACACCAAAUAAAAUGUAAAAACCAUGUUACAGCUACAGGAUUCUAAAGAAUUUUUGAAAAUAGUCAUUUGACAAAAAAUUGAUGGGCAGUGGUUGAUAUUGACUUCAUACCAUAUAAUGGGACAGAAAAAGUUAACUAGGGAGAACAAAAUACAAAUUGCCUGUAAUUUGAAAUUAUAAAAUGUUUGUGCUUUAUUAUUUAAACCUGCAAGGCAUAUGUUUUUUAGGAUGGCCGUACAACAUUAUAGAUGGUAUUUGCUCCUUGCUUUUAAUUUGAGCUAAGAUGUUCACCAGGAAUUUUGAACUGAACCAAACAAAAGCUUCUCUUUUCAUUUAUGACUCUCGCCCCUCCAUGAUUGUAAUACUGUAUGUUGGUAGUAAUUAAAUGGGGUUUAUUUAUUUGGUGUGUUAUGUGAUAAAAUAUGUGAUAAAUCCUGAGGAAGAUGGUGUCAAAUAAAUCCUUGCUCAGCCUGAGUUUGUGUUAUCUUCUUCUUCAUAUGAUUUGCAUUUUCAUUUUCUCAAAGAUGUCCCGAUCUCUUAACAAUGUAUUUAAAAGCAGUUUUCAAACUGGCCAGAGACCACCGAGUAAAGGAUUAGUACAAAAUAGGAUAAUAGAAAAUGAAGGGGGAAAAAAGUAUAGAUCUAAAGAAGGUUCUAGAAACCUGAGUAAAGUACCAAACAAAGGUAAUUCCUAUACCUCAGUGUCAAGAACCAAAGAUUAUUAAAAUGUUAGUUGCUAUAAAAGUAGAGGACUAGAUAGGAGGUUCUAAAAUUAGAAAAGUAGACCACAACAGUAGAGACUUACAUGUAAAGUUCUAGAGAGUAAAAUGUCAUAAUCUGAAAAAUAUAGAACAGGCCUGAAGAAAAUCGACAGUAAAGAAAAGUGAUAGUAUUUUUCAAGUUUGUUAGCAGCAUUAUUUUCUUGAUAAGCCAUACCCACCCAUGACCCAAUUUUUACUGAAGCAAGUAUUGGAAGUGAUGGUAACCUCUUCUGUUAGAAUUUUCAGCAAAAUGUAAUAGGAUACUUUAAAUGUUAAAACAACUUUAGCUUAAUGAAGCAAUUCUGGAGUAUCAGAGGUAGACAACCUUUGGCACUUGAUGUUGUGGAUUACAUUUCCCCUGAUGCUUUGCCAGUAUUAUGUCUGUAAUAGCAUUCCUUGAGAUUUAGUCCACAACAUAUCGAGUGCCCAAGGUUCCCUACCCUUGGUAUAGACCUUACUCCUGCAGCUUCACUGCCCAAUUCUCUGCAAUUUAAAAGAUAAAUUACUUCUGUUUAUGCAGCCAUAACCAAACCUCCCCUUGUGUCUGAUACAGCUCACAGGCAAAAAUGGUUUUGUUUUCAAUCAGAUCUUACAGCACAUUGUGUUUAACUUUAAUCACAAACAUGAGGCUCUUACAGGCGCUAGCAGACAAUUAAUAGAAAAGGAGAUAAGAGAUAAAUUCUAAAUUAAACACAGUUUAAUGCAGUUUUUUUAAAUUAUAUCUCUUUUUGUGUGUAGGGACAUUGUGUGAGUCGAUACAGCUCACAGGCAAAAAUGGUUUUGUUUUCAAUCAGAUCUUACAGCACAUUGUGUUUAACUUUAAUCACAAACAUGAGGCUCUUACAGGCGCUAGCAGACAAUUAAUAGAAAAGGAGAUAAGAGAUAAAUUCUAAAUUAAACACAGUUUAAUGCAGUUUUUUUAAAUUAUAUCUCUUUUUGUGUGUAGGGACAUUGUGUGAGUCUCAGCCAUGGGAGGUGUUGCUAGGGCUGCUUCAACAAAGUGAUUGAUUUAACUAUUAAAUAGCAGAGAACUGAUCAGGGAGACUGCAGGGGCAUGAUCUAUACAUCAAACCACUUCAUUAGGCUAAAUCUGUUUUGGUGCUUUGAGUGAGAGCUUUCAACAGUUUGGCAAAGGCCUAAGUAAUGACACAAUGUUUCUGUACUACUAAAAAUUAAUUCCACCUCCUGGUUUGAUUUGGUUACAUCUAUUUAAAGGACAAGAAAAGUGUAUUAGGUUAGGAUAAUGGGAUGCUUAUUUGCCAUGUCUUAAAUAAUUAUUACACUUUAUGACAAAAAAAAAUAAAGGUACAUUCCAAACUCCUUAUGCACUUUAGCUUUCUGAAGUGGUUUGGUGUUAACAGCAUGUCUCCAUUGUCUCAUUUGGUUGGAUUUAUAACCCCAACACUCCAAAGUGAAAGUGAAGGCUUCUCACAGAGGUGUGUUUGUGCUGAGAAGCAUUGAUGGCCUGUCUCCUAAUACUUCUUUAUCAGAAGCAUUGGAUAUGCUAGUAUGGAGCUGACCUGCAGCGAAAAUAUUGUUUUGCUGCUGGAUUGGUGGGAAGUAACUCAGGGGGCUACAUCUAAAAUAAAACAGAACCAUUCAAAAGUUAGAAAUGCAUUUAUUUUUAAUGUAUGAGUAUUCCUUUAACUUUAUAAACUGAAUGAGAUUGAAAUCUAACCAAAUAUGGAUAGGCCUCUGGGACUGCUGCAUACAAACUCCGAUAUCUCCGAACCCAGAGCUGGGAUCUGCCCGGUAUUUUUUUCCCCCUAUUUGUUGGUGCGCCGAAAUUGCUGCAAAAGGGCCAGAGAGUGGGGUUUCUUAAUCUGCCCGUUAUAAUGGAAUAUAAGCAAUGUGCAGCUUUCUUGUUUAGGCUGGCUCUGCCCCUGUCAUAUCCUGUUCUGCGGAGAUGUCUGGCCUUUGCUUCUGGUAUCCAGUACUCUUUUUACAAUUCUUGUUUAGUUUUCCUUGUUUUUUUCUGGUUUUCUAUUCCAUGUCAGGUUUUCUUUAUGCUGGGUUUUCUGGGUUCAUUCAUGUAUUCCGUUCUUGGAAUUCCCAGUCUCUUGGAUUCCUUUAAAUGUUUGGUUUUUGUUGCCACACCCGUUCCUUUUCCAUGAAUCCUUUUGUUUCAGUUCGUUCCUGCAGGCAGUUGCUACAAGUCCUCUGCCUUUUUCUUGCAGGUAAGUGCUGUGUGUGUUUUAUUACUGUUUAUUUAGUCAUGCAUAUCUAGGCAGGUAGGAACCCACCGUAAUUUGAGUACUUUGCCGCAGUUGGUGGACUGCAUACAUCUUGGCCAUUUAUGUAUGUCUAAAUCUCCAAUCUUUUACAUAUAUAGUACUUAGUUUUGUCUCCUCUUGUUUUGCCUUGCAUCUCUGGUCUUGUUUUAUUUUGUCUUGUAUUCCCAGUUCAUGUACAGUCCUGUCCUGCCCUGUUCAUGUUUCCCUCAUGUCUUGUGUACAUGUUCCCGGUUCUGUUUUCUGUCCUGCUCCGGUUUUGGUUUCGUCUAGUCUUGUCUUGUUUUCUUGUUUGGUGUCUAUUCUAGUAUUGCCUUGUUUCUGUACUGGAUACAUAUCUGCUACAGAGCCUCCCUAUCCAGUUCCUGGGAGGUCUGCAUAUCAUUUAGCUCUUGAGAUCCGCAGAAUCUGCAUCAGGGCCCUGGUAUGUGGCCGCACAAACACUGGUGCUCAACACCAGGGGGCGUGUGGUUACCCUGCACCAGGCCCUGAUAGUCCAUUACUACGCUGAGACUCCCACCAUCAGGCGCUCAGGGGUCCCGGUCUCCGUACCGCCACCCGUGACAGCCCCCUCACCAUAAAAUGUUUCUUGUUUUUUUGUGGACUGUCCUUGGUGCAUCAACUGCUUUGUUUAAGUGACGGUUACCAAUAACAAAUAAAAACAUUUUUAGCAAACCUGUAAUUUCUGGGAAAAAUGGUUAUCCAAUAGAGACUAUUCAUCUAGUCUAUAAAACUAAUUAUGUCAUUUUUUCAAUGCUAGAUAUUCAGUACUGAGUUUGCAAUAUUAGGGAGGCUCCAGAAUUAUUUGUACAGGUGCAUAAAUAAGUGUUUCUACUUGUCGUAUAAAUUUCUACUAUGACUACAAAGUUAUACAAAGGGCAUGAUUGCCAUAUAUGUUGUAAAAUUUAGUUUAGAAGUAUAAAAAUAUAAUGAGAGUUAUAAAACAUUUAUACGUGAAUCCUGUACUCUUUCUAGGGUGAUAUAGAAGAUUCUUGGAAAUUAUGUUAAUAUUGCCAAAUAAAUUGGUCAAGUGCCCUUUGCAAAUGGGCUAAGUCCAUUUUAUUCACUACUACUGGGAGCGCUUGGAAGAGAAAAAGUAUUCUGGGCAAAAUGUAUUCAUUUUUAUAGUAUAAAUCCUGCCUAAUUGCCUGUCCUAUUUAUUUGUCCAUUUGUCUUGGUCAUUUAUCAGUAUCCUAAUCAAGGUGGAAGAGUUUUCCUGGUAUAAUCUAUUUGGAUCAGCUGUCAAGGUGAUUCCCAAAUCUUUAAUGGAGCUCUGCAUUAUUUCAAAUUAUAGGUAGACACUAUGUAUGUCAUGUCAGCAGUGGACAAGUUGAAAGGCAUUGCUAUCAAUUUAUCUAAAUUUAUUUUAAACUCCGAAAAAUAAGAGUGGACAGUGGACAAGGGACAUCCCUGCCUCGUACCACUACUUUGCAAGAAUGGCUCCAAUCUUGCCCAUGGCACUAGUGUCUGUAGGUGCUGUAUAUGCAGUAGGUAACUCUCCCUUCAUCAGGUUGGUAAACAGUGAAUCCAAAUGAGGGAUCAGUUCGUCCAUAAAUACUUGAUACUAGCUCCCAUCAAAACCAUAUGGUCCGGGUGCCUUGCUUCAUUUUAGGGAUGAUAUUGCUAUAUUAAUCUCUUCUUUAGUGAUCAGAUUGCCUAGUGAGUGCAAAAGGUCCCUCCAGUGUCUCGGCACAGUGGAUUUCAAUAUAAAUGAUUCAACAGCUUCCAUGUACUGAGCGUUAGCCUUAUACAAUUACUCCCUGCAGUUAAAAUGUUCUGAGUAAACUUUUUACAGCCACAUUUUGGCAAGUUAUCAAUGGCCUAUUGUGUUUUGUGAAAACAUAUUUUUGUUUUAUUUGUUUAUGUUGAGGAAAACAUAAGAUUGUGAAUGUACCUGAUUGAACAUCUCUUUUGUCAUUGUUGAUGACCCAUGCCUGCUUCUAUGCUGUUGAUAUUAUGUUGAUAUUCACAAUAAAAAUUGUUUUGAAAAUGUUCUGAGUAAUAGUUGUAAACUUUAUUGAUUUCUUGUGGUGAAUUGACUAAUUAACCUUCAUGGUUUUUUUAUUGUUGUGAUCAGUUUUGAAAGUUGUCUAGACCUCAGCGCUCUAGCAAGAAGUGUCUACGUUUUAUUAGCCUUCUCAUAGAAAAGUACUUUUGAGCAAAUAAAUUCUCUUGCAACCUCAUUUAAAGUUCCUCUUUUAUGAAAUGUCUCAAUGCUCUAAAUUAUAUAGCAAUUUGUAUAAUGAGCCCACAAGAGACUGUGCAGUUUCCUUGCAUUAUGGCCUUUUCCAAUUAUGUAAGAUACUCCUGACCCUGUAGUGUUAAAACCACCAUUAAGGUGGUUUGCUCCGACCCCCAACCUCCCCUUAAAAGGUAAUAAAAAGCAUUGGAUUGACUGAGAUCAUUAAGGAGGUGGGGUGGGACCAGACACCGGCUUGGGCAAUCAGCAUCUCCUCAUAGAGAUACAGUGAAUCAAUGCAUUUCUAUGGGGAAAGUCCAACGUCUCCAUGCAAAGCGUGAAGACCCUGAACGUCAUAGCUGCACGCUUAGGAAAAGUUAUUCAAAAUAAAUUAAUUUAGGUGUCUUCCUUUAUAGAGCACAUAAUAUGUAUACAAUUUUUUUUUUUUUUUAAAGUUACAGGUCACAAAAUACAAGGAAUAAAAUAAAAUGUCAAUGUGAAACUAUUUUAGAAGUUGGUAUGUUUGUAUUGUAAGUUUAGUAGCCAUCACAAAAAAACAAAAUUGCACCACCAAAGUGUAUAUUUAUAUAAAUUAGACAUCACAGGCUAUUUACCUAAGGUUAUUUUGACACUUUUUACGUAGCCAUUUCAUUGCCGAUUUCUGCUAAAGAUUGUAGAAAAUAUUAUUUUUUUCUCUAUUUUGGCAUGUACACAUAUAACAAGUCUUUUUUUAAUGUGUAUUUAGUAAAGCUGGUGUGGGCUACUUCUGUACAGAGCCCCAUAUUGUGUUCAGCUACAUCUGCGGAGUACAACAAAACCCACAUUGCAGGGCCAGAUUAAGAGCCCAGUGAGCCUGGUGCUGACAAUUAUGAUGGGCCUAAUUACAAAUCUUAUUGACCAAAAACAUUAAAACAUUCCUACCUCCCAAGCGUCAUGUAUCUGAUGGAGAUGGUGCUGGAGGGAAACUCAUAGGAUGUAGCUAUGAGAAAGCACAUACCCUAUGCUAAUCUCACGCUUUCAUCUUUUAAGUAAAUGCAUACCCCCUAACAGCAUUGUCCAGUGAAGCAGGAAGUCUAUCGACGGGAUAAAAGGGUGUGCCACUGACCCAAAUCACAUAAACAAAACUGCUGAAAUGGGAGAACAUACCCCAAAAAGGGGCAUGUCUGUGUCCCCAUGUCUUCCAGUAUCCCUUAGUGUCUGUGUCCCCAUGUAUUCCAGUGUCACUAGGACACUAGGGGACACUGAGAGACAUUGGGACACUGGGAGACAUGGGGAGACUGAGAUACUAUGGAACACUGGCACAAUGGAGACUUGGGGACUGGGGGACACUGGAGACUUGAUAAAGACCUGGAUACAGGUCAAAACAUUACAGUGUCCAAUAAACCUGCUUAAAUCUAUCAUAGUGAGUGCCUGAUAUUUUUUUAUUUUAUACUAUGAGACACUUGGGUGCACUGGGGGACAUUGGGAUACUAGUGGACUCUGGGACGCUACGGACACUGAGAUACAUAGGGGGACACUCACUGGGAGAUGUGGGGACACUCACUGGGAAACAUGGGGACACUGAGACACUAGGGGACUCUGAGAGGCUAGUACACACUAAGAUACUAGGGACACUGGCACACUACGGACACUGAGAGACACCGGGGACACUGGAAGAAAUUCGGACACUGAGAUACUAGGGACACUGGCUGGGAGACAUGGGGACACUGGAAGUGAACUGAACUGGAAUUCAGCGUCACACUAAAUACCCCCCAUAGAGAUGAAUUGAUUAAAUGCAUCUCUAUGAGGAGAUGCUGAUUGGUGCAGUGCAGAGUGUGUGCAUUAGCCUCCCAAUGCUUUCCUAUGAGAAAGCAUUGGAUUGACUGAGAUUGUCAAUUCUGACAGAGUCAUAUACAUUUUAACCCUUUUAAAUGGGAUAAGUGGGGCAGUCACCCAAUGUGUUUUUAACAAUUUGGGGGUCAGGAAUACACAUUUGUACCCUAUAGUGUUCUAAGUUUUUCUAAAAAUAUGAAAAUGCAGUGUACAGGUAUCUGUAGGCACUGCUACUCAAAGCCAGUUGAGGCAGACCUUGUAUUGUGGGCACAGUAAAGUUCAAUGUGGGGGAAAAAAAGACAGGGCCAGUCUUAAUGUAGGCAUGGCCCCUGACAUAUGGACAAAGUUGGAAAUAAUUGGGAAAAAUAAAUUUAACACAACCACAACAGUAAUGUUAUGUACAUCAUUGUAGUUUUUUUUACAUAAAAAAAAAGAAGAAGUUAACAGCAUAUUUAAUAAAUUUUUAUAAUAAACAUCAUUUACCACAAAAUUUAGCAAGGACUCUAUAGUAACUCACCCUCUUGUCAUGAUUGGUUGAGACUCACUUGGUCCGUACCAAACUGUCAGCAUCCCCUUGCACCCUUGCCCUUCCUUUAUAUUUCUGUAUUUUCUGAACAAGGCUUCCCAAGUUAAUGUCCAUAAAUAUAAUGCAUACCGUUCUAACACUUAAUAUUAAAGAAGUGGUCCCUAGAGUGUGCCAGCACUCCUUUAGGGGUUGCCAGGCAGAUAGUGCUAAAGGGAGACAUGAAGGAGUGUACAGUCUGCACUUCUAAUAGUUACAGAUUACGGUCCGUGAUUCUCUGCAAACCAAUUCUUCUGAGUGGAUCAGAACACUGUAACAGGGUUACCCUGUCAUUAGUAUGAUUCAUCCAGGCUGUUCCAGACCAUUGUGAGCUCUUACAGCGAUCUGCAACUGCAUCCCAGGCGACCACACAGAAUUAACUAGCAGGGAGUGAGUGAUCUAAGGGGGGGAAGGCGAGGUAAAAACUUUUUUGGGAGGGAUGGCACAUAACUUUCUCAUUCACAAAACACCAGAAUCAGUCUCUCCUUCCACACAAUACUGUAUAUUCCGUCUACACACAUCACAGACACCCUUCAAACAUAAUCGGCACCAUUAACUUGUGUGGGAAUAUGUAUCUGUCUGUAUGAGGGACGUUUGUGUAUCUGUGUCUGACAUGUCUAUGUGUGUAUCUGGGCAUGUGUGCCCAUAUGUAUGUGAUGAUUUUGAUUGAACCUAUGUCUCUAUGCAUGUUUUUUUUUUAUCUGAGCGUGUGCUUGACUAUUACCUAAAAUUGUGCCUACUAGUGUAUAUACCUGUAUAUAUAUCUGUGUGGCUGUAUUUUUGCGAGUGUUUACUGGUGAUGCAACACCUGUGUACGGAGCAAGUGAUACAAUUUCAUCUUCCUGAAGGUCCUCUUCAGCUACUGGCACUUCACCUUAAUACCCUGUGCAAGAGUAAAACACCAAAGUGUAUGCAGGUUACCACAAGACCACGGGAUCCUCCCUAGACAGAGCCUUUCCCCCCUCAGUCGCUAAUAGUGACGGCUGAGGGUUUGACAAAAGGUAGCACUGCCUUUUAGUCGAGUAUAAGAAAAAUACUAAAACAUCUCAGUAUAUCUAUUGACUGGGCUAGAAUUUCAGUCAAUUUCCAACACAGUCAACGUGAGUAUGUCAAAAAGACUCUGCCUUUAUGAAAUACUAAUUUUGCAUGGGACGGUAACAGUGCUGCUUUAAAUGCCAUUGGGAUGUGUUAUUAAUUUAGGUGCCAGGGAUGGGGAAUAAGAUACAGCAAUAAAAUUCACAUUACUUGCAGUCUGCUAGACUGUCUCACUAAGCUUCCUGUAAUACAGUAGUGUGCUGUGUGUACGAGUGAAUUUCAGAGCUCCAUUGCAAUACUAAGUAUAUCACAGAGCAUCACUGCGAUAGUGCUCACAGGAAUAUAUCAAGGAGCCUCACAGUAAUGAGCUGUACAGUUAUCUGAGCCAUUAAUAAGAUGCACCACCAUCCAAUCUGGCAGCAUGGCAUAAAAGGUGAGGCUUUAAAUCUGACCCUUCAAUGGUGAUAAAGUAAGAAAAAAUAGCCAUAGAGUAAUGAAAAACAGUGACAGGCAAAAGUAGCAGAGGUGUUAGGAAGGGGGAGGAAACAAUAGGUGGAAGCAUGUAGUGGGAGGGAAAAAGAACAUGGGAGAAAAUUCCAGAGAGCACAGACAAAAGGUGGAGACGGUAAUAGAAAAGGGAGGAAGGUAGCAUAUAAGAAAGAUGGGGGAGAAAAACUAAAAGUCUUAAUAUAAAAGAGGAGGAAAAAAAAGAAAAGGGGAACAUUUUCUGGAGAGAGGGCACGGAAGAUGGGUGGAGAGAGAAAUGGAGUAGAUGAGGGAGUUAUCGUGGAGGAGAGGCAGGAAAGGGGUAAGAACAACAAUGGGAAAACAUGCUGGAGGAUGGAAUACAAUGGUGGGGAGGAGGAAAGACAUAUAGCCUCAGUUUUUAGGUGGUAAAAUGUCUCUGAAACUAUAUGUUCCAACUCUUUCGCUAAUCAGUAGUCCUGUUACAAACCUUUAUAAAGUUACUCUUCCAUUCACAUUUUAUGAUUAUGUGGUUUAGCUGCUAGUUGACUUGUAGCAGUGCUUCCUACUCUCCUGAACUCCAGUUGUGACUCGCUUGCUGUUCUACUUCCUGCAUUCUCCAGCCUGGACCCCUGGCUUCUUUGUUUAUCGAGUUGUUACUACUGCAUAGCUCAAGCUAAACUUGGUUAAUGUAGAUCAUGUUUGCUACAUACACAGACCUAUAGCCUGAUUAACAUUUAUGUUUUGCCACGUGGCUUAUAUUUGAUUAUCAAUACCUCUCCACUCUUAACCCUGGGUUACUGGAUUUCAAUAUUUCCUUUCUGAGUUAUAGUGUAUAAUGUGAGGCCAGUUAAAUCAUCAGGUAUUGGGACCUGAUGGGGAACCAUUUUGAAGACAAAAAACCUGUAUCCUUGACCUGUGGAUCCAUUCUUUUGCCUGAUGGACUAGCCAUCCUGAACUGAAUGAUGCUCCAGCCGGUUAUUCCAAGUAGCGUAGCCCUCAUCUUGGGAUUCUUUACUUGGCUUGUGUAUAGACAUAUAUUGCUCCAGAAUGCCUGGUUGGGACAAUUGGAGGAACCUCAGUGCUGCUGCCUCUACAUCAAUGGAAGAGGUUUGAUCUAGUUCCACAAAUGAAUCCUGAUUGGCAAAUAUACCCGGAUCCUCUACAUGGACUUCCAAGCAAGGUUCCUGAAUAUAAGUUGACACAACUUCAGACGCUGUAAUUGGCUGCAGUGUUUGUAAAGAAGAUCUGCCUUCAGAUAAGUUUAGUUCCACAUGAAUGCUUGGAGGCCCAGUUACUGUUACAGGCUCCACUUUCAUGGAAACAUCAGCAUCAUUGAUGAUUGGUGUUAUUUUGGAGAUGCAAGGUUCAUCAUCACAAAGAAGAGGCCUACACCUAAUAGUAUCACUCCCUUCUUCUUGCUCCGUUUCACUUUCAUCUUCUUUGGCUAGGUUUGGUAAACACUCUUCAUUAAACCAAUUCAAAUGCUUUUCCUGCCAGGCCUGGCACCUCUUCAAAGCUUUUCUCAGGUUUUCAUAACCUUUAGCCCCUUCCUGUGGAACGUCAUACUGUGCUCUGGGACAAUGUCUCUCCUUCCUCUGUAUACGAAAGAAGAUAUCCUGCAGAUCCCUUACGAGAUUAUACUUGAGGCAGCUGUUGAAUAAUGAAGGGAUGUCCUGUAAAUCACUCAGUUCCUCAAAAUAUGCUAUGAUAUAUUGUUCAUUAUGCAAACCAUUCUGGAAAUCAGCGCUGAUAAUGGUGAUAGCUGGUGUAAAGAGAUCCUUUAACUCUCUGUCCUCUCUCAGAGUUACUCUUUGUUUAUCUGUAGUCAGCCUGGCAUUCCACUUUUCUCGUGUUCCACGCGAACAAAGAACCAGGAUGGAACCAUCUGAGUCCUCAAUCAUCUUCUUCUGAUGACACAGCCAGGUCAUAUGGCCUUCCUCUGCAAUUUCACCUUCAUGUAGACGGUCUACUAUCACUUCCAUGCCCCAUGCCCCCCUUAAAAAAUCUGCAAAUUUUAUUACCACAUUCACAUAGCGAGUGUGAUCAGCGGAGUAAAUUAGCCAAACUUUCUUAAUGUGGGGAAGAGGAGGAGGAGGAGUGGGAGGAGGAGGAAGAGGGGGAGGAG
Molecule: messenger RNA, 27651 nt
Organism: Pelobates cultripes (western spadefoot toad)
Lineage: Eukaryota; Metazoa; Chordata; Amphibia; Anura; Pelobatidae
Source: the annotation of a GenBank genome assembly